AGUCCUAAACAUGGAGCCUAGACGUUAGCAUGUCGCAGCGGCGUAUACUCUGCAAUCGACAGAGCGUCAAGCAUUGACGGUUUUUGAGGCGCCUCAAAAAUCGUCUCAAGUAUUGACGGGAUACGUCGUCGUCAGUAGCGUCGCAGCGGUAGGAAAUGCGCGAUGGCUUUUAGUCACGAAUUCGACACACGCGAAGGUUUGCUACGGGUUUCAAAAACCUACUCAGAAUUCGUAUAGUAGAUUCCGAAUCACCAGCGAUCGGGAGGAGCCCCCGAUUGCGGAGCAUCGCAGUAACUAGCAAGCGAUAGUGCAACCGCCACGCCUGGAGCAAGCGAUAGUGCAACCGCCACGCCUGGAGCAAGCGAUAGUGCAACCGCCACGCCUGGAGCAAGCGAUAGUGCAACCGCCACGCCUGGAGGUCCUCGUAACUCUCGUGGAAAAGAAUCUUCGCGAUGCCGACGCCAUUCGCGCGAGAGCUGGCGUGCGGAAUCGUGAAGGACCACUUCGGCGACCAAGUAGAGACGGUGUGUCGCACGCUACUCGAGAAGGGCCAGCUGGGCCUGUCGCUUCAAGACCUAGCCCGCCACACCUCCCUCCCUCCCCCAUCGCUGCGCUCCGCCCUCUUGGUGUUGGUGCAGCACAACUGCGCCCAGGCGUUCCGCCAGCAAACCGACGACACCGGCCCUCUUGUCCGCACGCCCACGCUCUACAUCGCCCUGCAGGACUCCAUUCUGCCUCGCCUGCGCUUCCCCAAGUUCAUGGAUCAGGCCAACGAGCUGCUGGGGGAAGAGGCAGAAGCAGUGGUAGAGGCUUUACUGGAGCACGGCCGUCUGUCCCUUCACCAGCUGGUGCAGCGAGCAAUGGCGAAAGCUGGCUCUGCUGACCCGUCUGCUGCCAAGAUGGGGGCUCAGGUUCGGCAGCAGCUGUUGGAGGCCUUGUCAGUGCUGGUCCAUGAAAGGCUCGUUGAGAGGGUCGGGAGUCCCGAACCUAUGCUGCAGCCUCGGGGAGCAGGCACCGAUGCUCCCAAGACCGCUUCUCGUGCUCGAGUGCGCACAAGAGCCAUGAUGGAGGCGUCUGGCUACUUUGACUCGGAGGAGCACCGCGUGGUCGUUGCAGCGCGCUGCAGCGACGCUCUCCGCUUCCAGUUACCAGCCGCCUGGGUGUUAUCUGGCGGUGGGGAUAAUGCUGCUGGCGGCGCUGGUGGUGGUGGUGCUGGCGGGAUGGCUGUUGAUGGGAGCGCAGGAGCGGAUGGGGGUAUGACAGCAGCUGCUGCAGCUGCAGCGGCAAAGUUCAAGCACAGGGGAGGAGCUGGAGGAGGGCAGGAGGAGCAGGAGGAGCAGGAGGCAGGGGAGCAGGAGGAGGGAGGGAGAGCUGGAGGAGCAGGAGGAGCAGGAGGAGUUGGAGGAGCAGGAGAGCAGGAGGAGCUGGGGAGCUGGAGGCAGGGAGGGAGCAGGAGGAGCAGAGGAGCAGGAGGAGCAGGAGGAGCAGGAGGAGCAGGAGGAGCAGGAGGAGCAGGAGGGCAGGAGGAGCGGGGAGCAGGAGGAGCAGGAGGGGGGAGGAGCAGGAGGAGCAGGAGGAGGGGGAGGGAGGGGGAGGAGGGGAGCAGGAGGAGCAGGAGGAGCAGAGGAGCAGGAGGAGCAGGAGGAGCAGGAGGAGCAGGAGGAGCAGGAGGAGCAGGAGGAGCAGAGGAGCAGGAGGAGCAGGAGGAGCAGGAGGAGCAGGAGGAGCAGGAGGAGAGCAGGAGGAGCAGGAGGAGCAGUAGAGCAGGGGCAGGAGUAGGAGGAGCAGGAGGAGCAGGAGGAGCAGGAGGAGCAGGAGGAGCAGGAGAAGGAGCACAGGGGGAGGGGAGGACCCCCACGACUUGCAUCCCCAGAAGGAAACGAGUUGUCCUGGAUGACGAAGAGGAGGAGGGCGGAGGGGCACCCAGUGCAAAGCGCGCAGCAACGGGAGCUGCAGGGGGGGCGGGUGGAGCGGAGAAGCAGGCCGGGGGGAACACUGAAGACUCUGGCGUGCUGUGGCGGGUGAAUUACGAGGAGUUCCUGAGGCGAACGAGACACCAGACCAUAGUGGACUUUGUGCGCGAAAGCAUCGACCCAGGUGCCUCCAUCAUCACCGCUGCCAUGCUCCAUGCCGGAAAGAACCAAGAAACUUCCUCCGACACCCAUACUCAGCAUCCCUCUCACUCGACUCCAUAGUCAACGCAGUGCGCGGCACUAUAGACGGUCGUACCAUGGCUCUCGAUCGAAUCAGAGCUGCCCUUCAGCUGCUCGUGGCGCAUCCCGCUGCCGUUGCUGCCCGGGCCUCUGAUGCUCACUACACCAUCCAAUCUGCCAGGAUCAUUGAGCUAGUGAAGCUCAGAGAGGUUGAAGCCAUUGUUUCUCAGCGCUUUGGCCCGUCUGCCUGCCGGCUGUUCCGCCUGCUGCUGUCGAAGCACUGCCUGGAGCAGAAGCAGGCGGCGGAGCUCUCCAUGAUAUCCCUUGCGGACGCGCGGCAGCUGCUCUACCGGAUGAUGCUGGAUGACUUCGUCCAGCUGCAGGAAGUCCCCAAGACAGCGGACCACGCCCCCAACGGACCUUCUACCUCUGGCGCAUCCACAUAGGCACAGUCCUUCCCAGAGUGGCUCAACCACAUGUGCCAUGCUGCAUGCAACCUGAGGCUGAGACUGGCACAUGAAAUGCAGCAGGAGCAGGAGGUGCUGUCUCUCCUAGAGCAAAUAGAGCAGGCGCAUGCAGCAGGCGGCACAGGCGGUGGUGGUGCAGCGGGUGAAGGCAGAGCAGCGCCGGAGAAGGCGGUCAGCUUGACCUCGGGGCAGAGGAAGCAGCUGGAGAGGAUAAGGCGCGUGGCGGCAGUGCUGGAGACCUCGUUGCUGCGGCUUGACGAUACAAUUACUCUCUUCUCGGCGUUUUAGACAUGGUUGAGAGAGCAGAGGUGGUAGGCAGAGGGAGCAGAGCGAACAGGGAAGCUUAGGAGCAGAGGAGCAGGGCCGCAGUGGGAGCAGAGGAAGGAAAGGCUUCUGCCACAGCCCAGGAAUGUGAGUCAAUUUAGUUGUGCUCUCAGCCUCCUGUGACAGAUUUUGCGCGAAGCAAGCUUUGCAGUUCUCGAGGAAUCGCUGCGUUAAAACGUUUGGUAUGAUAGAAUAAAUACCUCAAGGGAUGUUGAGGGGGAGAUGCAGCAUGAAGGCUGCGGUUUUCAUUGGUGGGUUCUAUCAGAAAUUGAAGAAGUGAAUAAUAUUAGAGAGAGGUGUCAAACAUGUGUAUUUGUCAUGUUUGUAUAGACUGUAUAGAGUCACCUCUUAGAGGAUACAAAACUUAGAUAUAUUUGUGUGUACUCUCACUUUACCAUUAUUCA
Molecule: messenger RNA, 3348 nt
Organism: Closterium sp. NIES-67
Lineage: Eukaryota; Viridiplantae; Streptophyta; Zygnematophyceae; Desmidiales; Closteriaceae
Source: the annotation of a GenBank genome assembly